GUUUGACUAGCACAGUCUGGAAGUGGGUUGUGCACGACGAGAGCAGGCAGCCUAAUUGCUCCCCCUGCAUCAGCAGCAUCUAUAAAGCAUCCCGGGAAUUGCUCGCCCUACGUUCAGAGCAGCUGGUCACAUGAGCCUGAAUUUUCAGUUCAGUUCAUUAGUCAGCCAUUUUGGUCAACACCCUGCUUACUGCGCACGACCAAUCCUAUUAGAACUCAGCAUCCCGGCUCCUCUGAGCAGAUCCUGGAAGUGAUUUCUGCAAUUCAGGAUUUUUUUUUUUUUUAAGCUAAACAGAAAAUAUUGGUUUAUUUUUUGUUCAUUUUUUUUCUUUUGUAUAUUUUUUUCUGUAUAAAGAAGGAGGAUUUUUCACUUACUCAUACAGAGGCCAGUUUUUUUAAAGUCAACUGAGGUAUCAUCGGCUGUGCAGGAUUUCAAGCCUCUGCCUCAGCUGAAAAAGAAGGGGGUAGGGAAGGGAAGAUAACAGGAGAGAAGCUGGAAGAAGACAAGCAUCCUCUUAUGUUGCUAUGUGGUAGGAACUGCCUCUGAGAAAAGAUAGCAUAGAAUUAUUUAUCUUAAACAGUUGGUGCUUAAAGCAUAGGCAUUUUUCCAUCUUUUUUUUUUUUUUUUUUUUUUUAAACCCUCUCCCGCCUCUUUUCUUGAGAGCUUUGUUACAGAGCUUCGGAUUUGGGGGUUUCUGUUGAGGAGGGUUUUUAUUUAUUUUUGUUUGGGGUGUGUGUGUGUGUGUGUGUGUGUGUUGUGGUCCCAGCUGAGUCAUCAUGUCUGCUCUGACGCCUCCAACCGACAUGCCAACCCCCACCACUGACAAGAUCACACAGGCUGCCAUGGAGACCAUCUACCUUUGCAAAUUCCGAGUGUCUAUGGAUGGAGAAUGGCUCUGCCUGCGAGAGCUGGAUGACAUCUCACUUACACCUGACCCAGAGCCUACCCAUGAAGACUCUUGGGAGGAUUUGACAGAUUUGGUGGAGCAAAUGCGCGAUGAUACAGAAGAUCCUAAUUAUCUCAUGGCUAACGAACGCAUGAACCUGAUGAACAUGGCCAAGCUGAGUAUCAAGGGCUUGAUCGAAUCUGCUCUGAACCUGGGGAGAACUCUGGAUUCUGACUACGCACCUCUGCAGCAGUUCUUUGUGGUGAUGGAGCACUGCCUGAAACACGGCUUGAAAGCUAAGAAAACUUUUCUUGGACAAAAUAAAUCCUUCUGGGGGCCUCUAGAACUGGUAGAAAAGCUUGUUCCAGAAGCUGCAGAGAUAACAGCAAGCGUUAAAGAUCUUCCAGGACUUAAAACACCUGUAGGCAGAGGAAGAGCCUGGCUUCGUCUGGCACUAAUGCAAAAGAAACUCUCAGAAUACAUGAAAGCUUUGAUCAAUAAGAAGGAACUUCUCAGUGAAUUCUAUGAACCCAAUGCCCUCAUGAUGGAAGAAGAAGGAGCUAUAAUUGCUGGUCUGUUGGUGGGCCUGAAUGUCAUCGAUGCCAAUUUCUGUAUGAAGGGAGAAGAUUUGGACUCUCAGGUUGGAGUUAUAGAUUUUUCGAUGUAUCUCAAGGAUGGGAACAGCAGUAAAGGUAGUGAAGGAGAUGGCCAAAUUACUGCAAUUCUGGAUCAGAAGAACUAUGUAGAAGAACUCAACAGACACCUGAAUGCUACUGUAAACAACCUUCAGGCAAAAGUGGAUGCAUUAGAAAAAUCCAACACUAAACUGACAGAGGAGCUUGCAGUUGCAAACAACAGAAUUAUCACCUUGCAAGAAGAAAUGGAACGAGUUAAAGAGGAAAGCUCCUACAUAUUGGAAUCUAAUCGGAAGGGUCCUAAGCCAGACCGAACUUCAGAAGGGCAAGCGCUGAGUGAAGCCAGGAAGCACUUAAAGGAAGAGACACAACUACGACUGGAUGUUGAAAAAGAACUGGAGAUCCAGAUCAGCAUGAGACAGGAGAUGGAAUUGGCUAUGAAGAUGCUGGAGAAGGACGUCUGUGAGAAGCAGGACGCCCUGGUGUCUCUGCGGCAGCAGCUGGACGAUCUCAGGGCUCUUAAGCAUGAACUUGCCUUCAAGCUGCAGAGUUCGGACUUGGGAGUAAAACAGAAAAGUGAACUGAACAGUCGCUUAGAAGAGAAGACGAAUCAGAUGGCUGCUACCAUUAAACAACUGGAACAAAGUGAGAAGGAUUUGGUGAAACAGGCAAAGACCUUAAAUAGUGCAGCAAAUAAACUGAUUCCAAAACAUCAUUAGGCAUUUUACAGCUGGUCACCUCACAAGUUGGAUAUCACGACUUAAUUGUGAAAGGAAGAAAUUUGAAAGCUAUUGCAUUUACGCUCUGAUUCUAUAUAAAAUGUCACCAAAAAUUGACUUUGAAUUUGCUGGACUUUAAAAAAAAACAGUUUGAUAUAUAGGCUGUGUUUUUUCCUUCUUCUUUAUUUUCUCCCCAGAGGUAGCAAAUUUAGUAUAAGUUCUUAAUUAAAUACCAAAUAAACUUUGAGAAAUUACUUCUGAGUUGACCAAUAUAUAAACACCCCAUUAAAAAAAAAUCCUAGGGAAUGGAAGCUCUGUACAUACAUGAUUGAUGCCUUUACAACCCAGUCCCCAAUAAUACCAGUUUCUAGGUACAAUGUCUGUGUCAGUGAGCCUGUUCUGCCCAAUGUAAUGAACUAGAGGUGACGACCACACAGUUUUGGACUCUCCUAAAGUAGUUCUGUGUCUCUUAGGCCAUGACCCCUUUUCACUUUGGUUAUAUAGGUUUAAUCCCCAAGCCAAGGAUAAGUACUUAGUAUUUCACUACAGUCCUCUUCUCCAUAACCAACAUUGCUUGCAACCUUUUUUGCCUUAGUGACUUCAGGGGAUAAAAAACAGCAUACUUCCGUUUCUUUAAAGUCAUAGAGAUAAAUUUAGUGAUUAGGUAACUUAUGAUAACAUAAUAAUGUGGAAGCUUGGGAAAACCCUCCUAAUAUUUGUCAUCUUCUACCUCUGCCAUUUUCCUGCAAUUCCACUUCCUAUUUAAGUAGCUCAGAGAAAACAGUUUUAAUACAGACACUCCUCUACUAUAUAAAAAAAUAUGCUACACAUUUUUCAGAUCUUUUCUGCUUUUCCUUUUGAAGUAAAGAUGACAAGGCAUGGACCCGAGUAAUGGUUCCCUGCCUCUUGUUUCUUGCUGAUAACCUCUACUUAAGAGUUUCUAUUACUUUUUGUUCAAAAGGGAAUUUGCUUAAGUUUUCAGAAAAAUAACAAUCUGUUAGAAAACCAUUUCAGAGUAGGAAACAGACAAAUUUAAAUAAACUUAUAUUUGUUAUUAUUUAGUCAAAUAUUCCCAGUAGGUAUUCAUAAACAGUAAUUAGCAGGGCUUCUUUUUCUAAGUGACCACAGGUCUAAUCCUUCCUAGACUUUACAUUGUAAUAAUCCUAUAAAUACUUUGAUUUUUAUAAUGACUUGAUUUGGGAGGGACAGGCAUUACAUAAGCCUUUAUUCCUUCAAAAAAGGCUUGGCAAAAUUUUUGUUUUCCUCUUUUUUCUCAUUCUGAUGGGAUUUGCAGCAUUUCAGCUGCUUAAGUGGGGACAAAGAUAACCCCUUUGCUUCCAGCUGUUGAAAUUCUUUAUCACCUUAGUAAAACCAGAAUUAAGAGGGUAAGAUAGAUUUUUAUAGGUGUGUUUUUAUAGGUCCUUGCAGACUUGAGCCAAAGUCAAGUCAAAGAGCCUAUGACCAACGUCAUGGAAGCUCCUAUGCUUUUGAACUUAGUUUAUUUCUUAUAAUUUUGCAUCUACUCUUAUCUUCAUCAACCUUUUAUGGUGAUGAGUUGCCUUUUCUAUGAGUAUUUGGAAGGAGUGCUCAAACACCAAAAUAAAACAUUUUAAAGACUACACAUAGCAUGCUUCCAAAUUCUAGUAGAGAGAGCCCCAGAUACUUCACCUUAGAACAUACUUUUUAUAGGUGCAAAGUUAUAGGAUAUUUGGGAGAAAACAUUCAUCAGAAUCUUCCAGAGAAUAUGGUCAGGAGUCUUAGGCAGGCCCAAUGCUGAAAUGCUUGUCCAGUUAGUCACACACUAUGUGGCAGAUAUGGAAAAGCAAAGAGAUGGCCAGACUCUGACAAAGGCUUUUCAUUAUGUUAAAACCUGAAGCCUGGGUAAAGGUUGAUGUAUAGUGUCCAGUGAUUUAAUAUACUUUGUGGUUAAGGAAAGGGACAAGGAAAAUGUUCUAAUUCCGUGUCAUAAGAAGGUAGUUGCCCAUUUGCAAGUUCCAGUUAUGAGUGUAAAACAGAAAUAUAAAGUACCAAACCUAUUAGGAAAUAAAAAAAAGUGGAUUUAACUUUAAUUACUGUGUACUUGAAGUUGGCUUUGGUAUGGAUUUUCUAAAAAGUGAUGUUUUAUUGUUUAUCAUCUAAUGGCUGUAAACUGUAGUACUAGAAUAAAAAAAAAAAUGGAAAAUCA
Messenger RNA from Cervus elaphus (red deer), 4425 nucleotides. It is a transcript of the gene RUFY3, whose product is annotated as RUN and FYVE domain containing 3. Lineage: Eukaryota; Metazoa; Chordata; Mammalia; Artiodactyla; Cervidae. Gene Ontology annotation, molecular function: metal ion binding. The transcript has 14 exons. The record is from RefSeq and is a predicted model, not a curated record. Gene Ontology annotation, biological process: regulation of axonogenesis. The coding region runs from base 777 to 2240 and encodes 487 amino acids. Gene Ontology annotation, cellular component: cytoplasm.